CAGAGACUUCAUCUUUACAUUGGACCAAAGCCAACCAGACUCCAUCACCAUGGCUUGCUGUGUCGCCCGCUGCUGCAGUGUCCCCACCGGCCCUGCCACCACCAUCUGCUCCUCUGACAAGUCCUGCCGCUGUGGAGUCUGCCUGCCCAGCACCUGCCCACAUACCAUUUGGCAACUGGAGCCCACCUGCUGUGACAACUGUCCCCCACCCUGCCACAUUCCUCAGCCCUGUGUGCCCACCUGCUUCCUGCUCAACUCCUGCCACCCGACCCCAGACCUGCUGACUGUCAACCUCACCACCUAUGUGCAGCCAGGCUGUGAGGAGCCCUGCACCCCAAGGUGCUGCUGACCUGUGGCUUCCGUGCUUGGUGCCUGUCUUCGAAAGAGUCAACCCGGGAGCCAUAGCACUUACCUGGCAGAACCUGCAAUUAGUUUACCCUGGUUUAGAAGCUGAAGUUGAGUAACGCUGUCAUUAACAACACCUCUCCUGCCUGCCUCAACCAAAAGCAACCAGAUUCUUGGGUGACGCAGCUUCUACCUGUAACCAGAUGCAGUUUGGACGGUUGAUGCUUCAAGGUUUCUGAAGAUGUUGACUCCUUUGUGCCUUCCUUUGGGUGUUUGGGGCUUCUGAUUUCGGUCUUGGGUGGUAUCUUUCUGAAAAACUAGGGAACUUCUUCAUGAUCUUCCUAAUAAAUUUUGUGUCUGUGGCAUAGCAC
This is a messenger RNA of Onychomys torridus (southern grasshopper mouse), 716 nucleotides long. RefSeq names its product keratin-associated protein 3-2. Gene Ontology annotation, cellular component: keratin filament. The transcript has a single exon. The record is from RefSeq and is a predicted model, not a curated record. Gene Ontology annotation, molecular function: structural molecule activity. NCBI's taxonomy places the organism in Eukaryota, Metazoa, Chordata, Mammalia, Rodentia, Cricetidae. The coding region runs from base 50 to 349 and encodes 99 amino acids.